Messenger RNA from Engraulis encrasicolus (European anchovy), 2119 nucleotides. It is a transcript of the gene parp16, whose product is annotated as poly (ADP-ribose) polymerase family, member 16. The transcript is spliced from 8 exons. Gene Ontology annotation, biological process: endoplasmic reticulum unfolded protein response. NCBI's taxonomy places the organism in Eukaryota, Metazoa, Chordata, Actinopteri, Clupeiformes, Engraulidae. Gene Ontology annotation, cellular component: membrane; endoplasmic reticulum tubular network; nuclear envelope. Bases 345 to 1334 code for a protein of 329 amino acids. The record is from RefSeq and is a predicted model, not a curated record. Gene Ontology annotation, molecular function: protein serine/threonine kinase activator activity; NAD+ poly-ADP-ribosyltransferase activity; kinase binding.
CACAAUUGACAACACGACAUUUGUUUAUGCCUUCGAAAUAGUAGAACCAAACCCCGCGCGCGCCCUGCUGUUGGAAAGAUUUGUGAUACUUGGAUGGAGAGGGUUGGAAAACCCACCUAGAAGUCAACUUCAGACAGUAGUCGCUAACGCGAUGCCCAGGUGCACAAACAGGGCACGUCACACCGCUUUUUGUCAACCUGCAUUGGCUACCGCUGUCCGCUCAACUUAAACACAAGGCCCUGUCCCUCGCUACAGCUACAGCAGUGUUGUGGCGAUGCACCCUGCCCUGGUCUGUGGCUGCAGUGUGACUCUUGUGUGAUCCUGACCGUCUGUGGCAUUGGGCUAUGCAGCCACCUUUGCCCCCGGGUGCCGUGCGGGAGCUGGUGCGCUCGUGUCUGCACCGCGACCCCGUGGCUGCCGACCUGCGCCUCAGCUUCUUCCUCUCCGCCCUGCAAAACUACAAGAGGGACUCCAUGCUCCGACCCUUCCCUCCUUUCUACCUGACCUCUGCCAACAAAGACUUUGAGGCGCUGCUGAAGGAUGCCAGUUCUCUGCCGGGUGUGCGGGAGCUGGCGGGGCUGAGGGCAGGAGACGGGGAGGCCCAUCUGGCGCUGGCCCACUGGGUCCUCUCCUCCAAAAGUUUUGCCAUCAAGACAUUGGAGAAAGAGGAGUUUUCCCGACUGUGUGAGCUGACUGAGAGCACGGGGGCGGCGUGGGCCCCGCCCCCUGACUUCCUGUUCGAGGUGGAGUACUCGGAGCAGAUGGACUGCCGCUUCCAGAAGACGCGCGAGGGCCGCGGCCUCAUCCACGCCUUCCACGGCAGCCGCCUGGAGAACUUCCACUCCAUCCUACACAACGGCCUACACUGCCACCUCAACAAGACAUCCCUGUUUGGCGAGGGCACCUACUUGACCAGUGACCUGAGCAUGGCGAUGCUGUAUGGUCCCCAUGGCAACGGCUGGCGGGAUAGCCUCAUGGGGCCCCUGCUGAGCUGCAUCGCCCUGUGUGAGGUCAUCGACCACCCCGACGUCAAGUGCCAAGUCAGGAAGAAAGACUCUGAGGGGCUGGACCGGCAGCGAGCACGGGCAAAACACAGCGAGGGCGGCAACGUGCCGGACAAAUACUUCGUCGUCACCAACAAUCAGCUGGUCAGAGUCAAGUACCUGCUGGUCUACUCGCAGAAGAGGCACAGGCCCAGGCACUCUGCGGUCCCCUCAUGGCUGGUGCGGCAUCACUUCUUCAUCAUGAUGAGUCUCUACCUGAUGCUCCUCAUCCUCAUCGGCGCCUUCAACUCCUCCGCGUUCCAGUCCUUCUGGCAUAGACUCUUCAGAUGACUCACACACACACACACACACACACACACACACACACACACACACACACACACACACACACACACACACACACACACACACACACACACACACACACACACACACACACACACACGGAAAUGGGCAUGCACAAACACCCACACAUGCACAGUUAUAACAAUGUAACACACACACUGUACGCGCGCACACACACACUCUCUCUGUCUCUCUCUCUCUCACACACACACACAGUUACAAUGUAAUGUAACGGGUACACACUAGUACACUCAUGUGCUGUUCUGCACAUUAUGUGAACCCUUGUGUAGUAGUAGCAGUUCUAUUCUGUCAGUGUGCUUUAAUCUUAUAAGUAACUAGCAGAGGUGAAAAAUCAAGACUGCCUCCGUCAAAGUGCGGAGUACUGCUCUGCCAACGUUCCACUCCACUGUGUUUGAUACAACCCCGUUCACCGGCACUGAUGUCCCCAGAUGUGUGCGGAUGUCGGCUCCCGAUUAUGACAGAGUUCUAUUUUUCUCUGAGCCGCCCCUUGUUUAUCCACGCUCUGGUGGUGUGAUGAAAUUGACCAUUCAUUGUUUUUAUAGCACAUCUGCGCCAGUGUGUGGGGCCAGUGUGCAAUGAUUACUGCUCUCUAGUCAGCUUCAGCACAUUGUGCCACAUUUUAUGACCAAUAAUGGGGGAAAAAUGUAUUUCAAAAGGGUUGACAAACUUUUGAGCUGCACGCUGUGUUUGCCAGACACUACACAGUCAAAUGCACAUGCACACACGCACACACACGCGCACACACGCAC